Messenger RNA from Laccaria bicolor S238N-H82, 345 nucleotides. RefSeq lists its product as uncharacterized. Lineage: Eukaryota; Fungi; Basidiomycota; Agaricomycetes; Agaricales; Hydnangiaceae. The record is from RefSeq and is a predicted model, not a curated record. The transcript is spliced from 3 exons. The coding region runs from base 1 to 345 and encodes 114 amino acids.
AUGGACGCUAAAGUUCUGCUUGACACGACGGAAAUGCUCCUUCUCCUGAUCUGGCGUCAUCUAGAGUACUACUCUCAACCACGGUACAUGAAUGCCAUGCCAGUCAAAGUAUCAGUGUCGAACGCGAUGCGACUCUUGGCUACUGCUGAACCGGAAGCUUUUCGAGCUGAGAUGGGGGCGAAACUUGCACCGGCGUUGGAACGGCUGGCUUCACUCGAUUUGGAUUACGAGUCAUUUGGGCAAGAUUGGCAAGGCAACCAGGGUUACAUUGAAAUAAUGUGUCGCAGGUUACGGGAUAGUGCUGGAUUGCACGAUGAAACAGUGCAAGGUCGGGCAGGUGGUUAG